This is a messenger RNA of Micropterus dolomieu (smallmouth bass), 8595 nucleotides long. Its product is annotated as echinoderm microtubule-associated protein-like 6. The transcript has 43 exons. Lineage: Eukaryota; Metazoa; Chordata; Actinopteri; Centrarchiformes; Centrarchidae. The record is from RefSeq and is a predicted model, not a curated record. Gene Ontology annotation, molecular function: microtubule binding. The coding region runs from base 1741 to 7689 and encodes 1982 amino acids.
UUCAUCUUUUUUCUGGUUCUCCGGGCUGUUUGUGAGCCGCGGAGCUGCCGCGGGUCUCUGCCGGAAUAUAGCGCCUCUCCGCCGGCCCGCAGCAGCAGGUGCGGUCGGUGUCGGACGGGGUUCGGGUUCGGGCUGAAGGCGAAACAUCGGCGCUUUAAUCUCCGGAUUUUAGAUGGAAACCUCGGACAGACGGCGGCGGGAAUCAGCGGAGGGAUUUUCUGUGAUUUCAGUUAGUAAAAUCAGCUUAAAUUAAAUUCACUGCAAGUGAUUUUAGUCCAACCAUCGGCAGAAUAACGCAGGUUAUAGCGACACGGUUCUUACAGCUGAUUGACAGAUUAAAUCUUUAUUUUUUAUACUGACCUUCUCUGCACUAAAAGGUUCCUGUGGGUUCCGGUUCUGCUGAGUCUCAUUUAACGUUAGAGCAGCCCAGAGGAACCACAUCAGGAACCCUGCAGAUGAGUAAAUAAAAAACACCUUCAUAAUUAAACUGUUUCAUAACCUUGUAAAAAAAGAGAUUUCACAACAUCUGCAGAACCGGUUUAUUUUAUUUUGUCGUAAUUUGCGGUAGUUAAAAAUAAAAUUAAUUUUAAAGAGACUUUAAACAUUUACCAUAAAAAACGAAAGGAAAUAUGUUUAGGUUAAAAACAUCCAGUAAAAUGUUCCUUAUUUAAAGGACCUUAAAAAAGAGAUUUCAGAACAUCUGCAGAACCAAUUUAUUUUAAUUCGUGUUUGCUGUUUGUCUUUUAAUCCCCAAAUUCCUAAAAACAUCUGAUGUAGGCCUAUGAGUCAUUUUAAAGUGAUUUUCCUUAAACUACUGUAACCAAAUAUUUACCAAAACCAUCUAUUGUAAAAACUGAUGGACCAAUACUAAAUAUUAAAAAUAAUGCGUUUCUGUGAGGUUAAAAACAUCCAGUAAAAUGUUCCUGUGGGUUCCUGUAAGUUCUGUUUGAAGAACUGCAUCUUUUACCUGAAAACACUGGAGGUGAAACACAUUUAAACGUUCCUGUAAAGUUCCACAGCUUGACAUAUUUUCUUCAGUGUGAUAUUUGUGGACGAGCGUCCUGAUCAGCUCCAGAUCAGUCGCAUCAAUAGUCACUUUUUUGUUGGUUUGUUUCACUGAAACAUUUAGUGUCUUUACCGCCCGAUAACCUCAACACAUCCGAAGAUCUAAAGUAGCUCAACACUGAAGUAUGUUUGGAAAGUUGACGGCUAAAAUAUUUUAACUAGCAUUAAUUUAAGGUUUGGACUGAGGUUCAUCAAGCAGCCUGAGUUUACACGGACCCCUGAGACCACCUGACCCAACUCUGAGACCUGAAGGACUGAAGCUUUUCUGCUGGUCGUCAAAGGUCAAGACGUUUAAACCUCAACAGAAAAACUUUUCAUUAGUUGUUUAUGCGCCGACUCGCUGCCUCUGUCUGAAACACAAUCGUCCACUGAGUUUGGGUGACUUGGCUAACAUUAGGCAGCAGCAGCGAGGCCGGAGCUAUGGGACGUGUAGCUGGAUGUUGCACAGUUACAGAGACUUCAGCCGUGGACUACAGCUCCCAUCAGCGAUAGGACCUGCAGCAGAUUGGAUGGACACGGAGACGAGCGUCCUUGUGUUGGUACAGGAGAGAGUUCUGGUAGCAGAUGCGACAUCAGCGUCGCACAGGACGGAUCGGACUUCCUGGUUCAAACCUAGAACACGUUCUUUUUCUUCUCUGCGGAUCUUUAACGCUGAGUUUGUAGUUUUAAGCCGACAUGUCGGAUAAGACGGCGCCGCGCUGCCAGCUGAGGCUGGAGUGGAUCCACGGGUACCGAGGCCACCAAUGUCGGAACAACCUGUACUACACCGCGGGAAAAGAGGUGGUGUACUUCGUGGCAGGGGUGGGCGUGGUGUACAACACCCGAGACCACACCCAGAAGUUCUACCUGGGACACAACGACGACAUCAUCAGUCUGGCGAUGCAUCCAGAUAAGAUCCAGGUGGCGACGGGUCAGGUGGGUAAAGACCCGUUCAUCUGUAUCUGGGACACCUACGCCAUGCAGACCGUCUCCAUCCUGAGGGACGUCCACACUCACGGAGUGGCCUGUCUGGCCUUCGACUCUGACGGACAGCGGCUGGCGUCGGUCGGUCUGGACGCCAAGAACACGUUGUGUGUUUGGGAUUGGAGGAGAGGAAGAGUCCUCGCCACGGCAACCGGACACUCAGACAGAAUCUUUGACGUGGCCUGGGAUCCGGUUCAGUCCAGCCGUCUGGUCAGCUGUGGAGUCAAACACAUCAAGUUCUGGACUCUGUGUGGAAACGCUUUGACCCCCAAGAGAGGGAUUUUUGGGAAGACGGGCGACCUGCAGACCAUCCUGUGUGUCUCUGCGGCCAAAGACGAGCUGACGUACUCUGGAGCUCUGAACGGAGACGUUUACGUGUGGAGAGGAACCACGCUGAUCAGGACUGUGCAGGCUGCACACGGGCCGCUGGAGUCGCCCCCUGCUGGCUGCUGGAGAGGACGCAGGUUUAAGGCUUCACUUUUCAGAUCCAGAGGUUCCCACAUGGCUGGGAUCUUCAGCAUGCACGCCUGUGAGGAGGGAUUCGCCACCGGGGGACGAGAUGGCUGCAUCCGACUGUGGGACACCGACUUCAAACCCAUCACCAAGAUCGACCUGAGAGAGGCUGAGCAGGGAUACAAAGGUCUUUCGAUCCGCAGUGUUUGCUGGAAGGCCGACCGGAUCCUGGCGGGUACGCAGGACAGCGAGAUCUUCGAGGUCAUGGUCCGAGACCGCGACAAACCGGUUCUGUUGAUGCAGAGUCACAGUGAGGGCGAGCUGUGGGCGCUUGACCUGCACCCCAAACAGCCGGUCGCCGUUACCGGGAGCGACGACCGCUCUGUCAGGCUGUGGAGUCUCCCUGAUCACACUCUGCUGGCUCGCUGUAACAUGGAGGAAUCUGUCCGCAGUGUUUCCUUCAACAACGACGGCUCUCAGCUUGCUCUGGGGAUGAAGGACGGAUCCUUCACAGUGCUGCGUGUCAGGGACAUGACGGAGGUCGUGCACAUCAAGGACAGGAAGGAGGUGAUCCAUGAACUGAAGUUUUCACCAGAUGGUUCCUUCCUGGCGGUGGGAUCAAACGACGGGCUGGUGGACGUCUACGCUGUCGCCCAGCGGUACAAGAAGGUGGGGGAGUGCAGUCGCUCUGCCUCCUUCAUCACCCACUUGGACUGGUCAGUCGACAGCCGCUUCCUGCAGACCAACGAUGGUGCCGGAGAGCGGCUCUUCUAUAGGAUGCCAGCGGGUAAGCUGCUAUCUAAAGAGGAGGCAAAGGGGAUCCACUGGAUGACAUGGACAGGCGUUGUUGGGACGGAGGUGAACGGCAUCUGGCCCAAAUACUCCAACGUCACCAAUGUGAACUCUGUGGACGCCAACUACAGCAGCGCCGUGCUGGUUACAGGAGACGACCUCGGCCUGGUCAAACUCUUCAAGUUCCCCUGCCCAAAGAAAGGAGCCAAAUUCAAGAAGUACAUCGGUCACUCUGCCCAUGUGACAAAUGUUCGCUGGUCCAACGACCUGCAAUGGGUCGUCAGCACCGGUGGUGCCGACCAUGCUGUCUUCCAGUGGAGGUUUCUUCCCGAGGGCGUCAUGAACGGUGUCCUGGAGCCCCUCCUCCAAGAGGGUUACGCUGACUCCAACAGUGGAGAGUCGGACUCAGAUGUCUCGGACGUCCCGGAGCUCGACUCGGACAUCGAACAGGAAGCUCAGACCAGCUACGAGCGUCAGGUGUACAAGGAGGACCUGCCUCAGCUGAGGAAGAAGCUGAUUGGUUCCCUGAAGCGGCAGAAAGCUCCGGAGGAGGGGCUUCGUCUGCAGUUUGUUCACGGGUAUCGAGGCUUUGACUGUCGUAACAACCUGUUCUACAGUCAGGCAGGGGAGGUGGUGUACCAUGUGGCCGCCGUGGCCGUCGUUUACAACCGGCUGCAGCACAGUCAGAGGUUUUACCUCGGCCACGACGACGACAUCCUCAGCCUCACCGUGCACCCGCUCAAAGACUACGUGGCCUCUGCACAGGUGGGCAGAGACCCGGCCGUCCACAUCUGGGACAUCCAGACUCUGAAGUGUCUGUCGCUGCUGAAGGGACACCACAGCAAAGGAGUGUGUGCCCUGGAGUUCACAGCGGACGGGAAGAGUUUGAUCUCUGUGGGAAUCGAUGAAUUUCACUCGAUCGUCAUCUGGGACUGGAAGAAAGGCGAGAGACUGGCCAAGGCCAGGGGCCACAAAGACAAAAUCUUCGUGGUGAAGAGUAACCCGUUCAGGAUGGACAAACUGGUGACUGUCGGCAUGAAACACAUAAAGUUCUGGCAACAUUCAGGCGGCGGUCUGACGUUUAAACGGGGGAUUUUCGGGAACCUGGGGAAGCAGGAGACGAUGAUGUCGGCGUGUUACGGCCGAUCGGAGGACCUGGUGUUCUCCGGAGCCACCAACGGAGACGUUUACAUCUGGAGAGACACGACGCUCAUCAAGACCAUCAAAGCCCACGACGGCCCCGUGUUCGCCAUGUGCUCCCUGGACAAGGGUUUUGUGACGGGAGGGAAGGACGGCGUGGUGGAGCUCUGGGACGACAUGUUUGAGAGAUGUCUGAAGACGUACGCCAUCAAGAGAGCCGCUCUCUCUCCGUCAUCUAAAGGUCUGCUGCUGGAGGACAACCCGUCGAUCAGAGCCAUCACUCUGGGUCACGGUCACAUCCUGCUGGGAACAAAGAACGGAGAAAUCCUCGAGAUCGACAAGAGCGGACCCAUGACGCUGCUGGUUCAGGGUCACAUGGAGGGCGAGGUGUGGGGUUUGGCGGCUCAUCCUCUACUUCCUAUUUGCGCCACCGUCAGCGACGACAAAACUCUGAGGAUCUGGGAGCUGUCGGCCAAUCACCGCAUGGUCGCCGUCCGCAAACUCAAGAAGGGUGGGCGGUGCUGUGCCUUCUCUCCUGACGGUAAAGCUCUGGCCGUCGGCCUGAAUGACGGCAGCUUCCUGGUGGUAAACGCCGACACGCUGGAGGACAUGGUGACCUUCCACCACCGCAGGGAGCUCAUCUCAGACAUACGAUUCUCCCAAGAUGCAGGGAAGUACCUGGCCGUGGCGUCCCAUGAUUCCUUUGUGGACAUUUACAACGUUCUGACCAGUAAGAGAGUCGGCAUCUGUAAAGGAGCCGGCAGCUACGUCACACACGUCGACUGGGACUCCAGAGGUAAACUACUGCAGGUGAACACUGGAGCUAAAGAGCAGCUGUUCUUUGAGGCUCCGCGAGGACGCAAACAGAACAUCAGCGUGGCCGAGUUUGAGAAGCUGGACUGGGCCAGCUGGACGUCUGUUCUGGGUCCGACCUGUGAGGGAAUAUGGCCGACGCUCAGCUUCGUCAACGCCGCCUCGCUCACCAAAGAUCGCCAACUGCUCGCCACCGGAGACGACUUCGGCUUCCUCAAACUGUUCAGCUUCCCGUCCAGGGGCCAGUUUGCCAAGUUUAAGAAGUACGUGGGUCACAGCACCAACGUGACCAACGUCCGCUGGUCUAAUGACGACUCCGUGCUGCUGUCGGUGGGCGGGACCGACACGGCGCUGAUGAUCUGGAGCCGAGAGCCGCCGGGUCACAAAGAGAGCAAAGCUGUGGACAGCGAGGAGUCGGACGACGACACCGAGGAGGACGGAGGGUACGACAGCGACGUGGCACGGGAGAAGGUGGUGGACUACGUCACCAAGAUCUACUCUGCCAGCAUCAGGAACAUGUCAGGAACCAGACCUCACCUGCAGCUCAAGGAGCCUCCGGUGGAGGAGAGGCCUCCCGUGAGUCGAGCUGCACCGCUGCCUGACAAGCUGCUGAGGAACAACGUGACCAAGAAGAAGAAAGUGGUGGAGGAGCUGCUGCUGGAGCACGUCUUCGGCUACCGAGGCUUCGACUGUCGCAACAACCUGCACUACCUCAACGACGGCGCUGACAUCAUCUUCCACACCGCCGCCGCCGUGGUCAUCCAGAACCUGUCCUCCGGAACCCAGAGUUUCUACCUGGAGCACACCGACGACAUCCUCUGUCUGACUGUCAAUCAGCACCCGAAGUACCAAAACAUCAUCGCCACGGGACAAAUCGGUGACAUCACUGACCUGCCAGGCCUUGCUCCAUCCAUCCAUGUGUGGGAUGCAAUGACCAAGCAGACGCUGUCCAUCCUCCGCUGUUCCCAUGCUAAAGGUGUCGGCUACGUCAACUUCAGCGCUACAGGAAAGCUGCUGUUGUCUGUGGGGGUGGAGCCUGAACACACCAUCACAGUGUGGAGGUGGCAGGAAGGUACCAAGGUAACCAGUAAAGGCGGACACGCUGAGCGGAUCUUUGUGGUCGAGUUCAGACCGGACUCUGACACCCAGUUUGUGUCAGUGGGAAUCAAACACAUCAAGUUCUGGACUUUGGUCGGAGGUUCGCUCGUGUACAAGAAAGGAGUGAUCGGCUCGGUGGAGGACGGCCGCAUGCAGACCAUGCUGUCCGUCGCCUUUGGUGCUAACAACCUGACGUUCACCGGCGCUAUAAACGGAGACGUGUACGUAUGGAGGGAGCACUUCCUGGUACGAGUGGUGGCGAAGGCGCACAGCGGUCCGGUCUUCACCAUGUACACCACCCUGAGGGACGGACUCAUCGUCACUGGGGGGAAGGAACGGCCGACUAAAGAGGGCGGUGCGGUGAAGCUUUGGGAUCAAGAGAUGAAGCGUUGCAGAGCAUUUCAGCUAGAGACCGGCCAGCCGGUGGAGAACGUCCGAUCCGUCUGCAGAGGGAAGGGUAAAAUCCUGGUGGGAACCAAAGAUGGAGAGAUCAUUGAGGUUGGAGAAAAGAACGCUGCCUCCAACACCAUGAUCAACGGACACACUCAGGGAGGGAUCUGGGGUUUGGCGACUCACCCUUUCAAAGACGUCUUUAUCUCUGCGAGCGAUGACGGCACCAUCCGAAUAUGGGACCUGGCUGAUAAGAAACUUCUGAACAAGGUGAAUUUGGGUCAUCCUGCCAAGUGCACCUCCUACAGUCCCAACGGAGAGAUGGUUUCCAUCGGCAUGGAGAACGGAGAGUUCAUUGUCCUGCUUGUCAACUCCCUCACCGUCUGGGGAAAGAAGAGAGACCGCAGCGUCGCCAUCCAGGACAUACGGUUCAGUCCAGACAACCGGUUCUUGGCAGUGGGUUCAGUUGAAAGUGCUGUGGAUUUCUACGACCUCUCUCUGGGGCCGUCCCUUAACAGGAUCGGCUACUGUAAGGACAUCCCUGGCUUCGUCAUCCAGAUCGACUUCUCUGCCGACAGCAAAUAUAUCCAGGUGUCCACCAGCACCUACACUCGGCAGGUGCAUGACGUUCCCUCGGGCAAGAUUGUCACAGAGCAGUCUGUCAUGGAGAGGAUCACCUGGGCUACCUGGACGAGCAUCCUGGGUGAUGAGGUUCUCGGCGUUUGGCCUCGUAACACUGAGAAGGCGGACGUUAACUGUGCUUGUGUUUCCCACGCCGGCCUCAACCUGGUGACCGGAGACGACUUCGGCCUCAUCAAGCUCUUUGAUUUCCCAUGCUCGGAAAAAUUUGCAAAACACAAGCGUUACUUUGGUCACUCUGCUCACGUGACAAACAUUCGCUUCUCCUGUGAUGAUAAGUAUGUCAUCAGCGCUGGAGGCAGUGACUGCAGUUUAUUUGUGUGGAAAUGUCAGUGAGAUCUCCAAAACCCUGAGGAGGUCACCUGAGUCCUCCGUCAGAGUCUCUUCUUCUUCUUCUUCUUCUUCUCCUGUGAUGCUGCACUCACCUCUGCUGACGCUUCAGUCCCUUUACCUGAGAUCACACAGGGCAGGAGAAACAAACAGCGUCUGAGUGUUUAAAUCUGCACAAGCUGCUGCUGACAGACUCAAACCUGUGACAUGUCUGCUGCGGGACGCUCUGUUCCUCCGCCAGCGGUCUUUGCUGUGACGUAGGUGUUCUUGUACAUUCAGAUAUAUUUAAUGUGAAACUGAAGAGCAAGCGUUAUAUUUCAGGUCUCUGUGUACAAACGUUUAAAUGUUGGUAACUUUGUCAAAAAUAGAUCCAAAAAGAUGAGCAAGGUGCAGAUAUUCAGUUUGACCUCUUUAAAAGCACUCGUAGCUGUUUAACGUAGCUGUUUCUGUUUGUCAGUAUGUGCCUUUUUCACAAACUCUGACCAAACAUUUGAUACAACUUUAUUUAUAAUCGUGGUGCUAUCAAACGUGAUCAUUUAGGGCUCUUUACAUGUAUGGAUGAUGAAUACUGUAGUUGUAUUGUUUUGUAUCUCGUACUGUCUGAUGAUGAUGAUGAUGAUGAUGACGAAGAUGCAGUUAUACUUCACUGUACUGAGAAGGCUACUAAAGUGAAGUAGAAAAAAAGGUGUUAAAAUAAAAACUAGUUUGUUUAAUAUUGUUUUAAAAAAGUAAAAGAAUUCUACCUCUAACUACAAUAAAGUGAAACGAAAUAACAAUAAUAAAUAUUUAAGGUAGAAAAUAGAUAUUUACUAGAAUGACAUUUUCAUUGAGCAGUCCUGUCCACCAGAUGGCGCUGUGUUUUCUCUGUUACUUGUGUCCUGUAGAAAUAAAACCUGCUUUUGAACAUCUGAA